Messenger RNA from Setaria italica (foxtail millet), 1399 nucleotides. RefSeq names its product transcription repressor OFP1. Gene Ontology annotation, biological process: negative regulation of DNA-templated transcription. The transcript has a single exon. Lineage: Eukaryota; Viridiplantae; Streptophyta; Magnoliopsida; Poales; Poaceae. The record is from RefSeq and is a predicted model, not a curated record. The coding region runs from base 58 to 984 and encodes 308 amino acids.
UCCCUCAGUGACACCAAGCUUAGUAGCAAGAACUGCUAGCUUUCUAGGCUUCUAGCCAUGAGAUGGGGGAUUCGGAAGCAGCACGCAGCGCUGGCUGCGCAAUGCGUGCAGGAAGAUGACAAAGGUGAAAGAGGGAGCAAGGCCCAGGGCAAGGCGUUCUCCUUCUCCCCUCUCUCGUGGCUCGCCAAGGUUACGGGGAAGGAGAAGCCUUGCGCGCUCGCGAAGCACGCGCCCGCGUCGUCUACGUGGAAGAGCAGCGCGGGCACGGCCGGGGCUCCCCCGUUCCCGUCGUGCCUCCCCAAGCGCACCACCCCGAGCCCGGCGAUGGUCACGCACGGCCGGCCCUGCAGCCCGCCGCGCCGCUCCCCACCCGACGUCGCGCCGCGGCGGCUGUCGGUUGGCAACGACAGCACCGACGCCGUGGCCGUGCGCCGGUACCGCCGCAGGCACUGCUCCCUCGGCGGGGACAGCGAGCUCCCGCCGCUGGGCCGGCUGAUCCCCUUCUCCCUCGCCGGAUCCCCCGCGCGAGCCGCUGCCUCCACCUCCGCCGCGGCACCUUCGGACGCGACGGACGCCGCGCGGGCGAGGGGGCGCCGGCGGCGCCGCAGCAGCAGCAGCCGGCGCCUGAGCGUGAGCGGUGGGCGGAGGUCGUCGUCGUUCUCCGGGCGGAUGCCGCCGCCGCGGGUGCGCGUGCGGUCGCCGCGCCGUGCGCCUGGCGGGCUGGCGGAGAGCCUGGCGGUGGUGCGGCGGACGCGGGACCCGCAGCGCGCGUUCCGGGAGUCGAUGGUGGAGAUGAUCGCGAGCACGCGCGGUGGCGCGGGGGAGCUGGAGCGGCUGCUGGCGUGCUACCUGUCCCUGAACGCGGACGAGCACCACGACUGCAUCGUCAAGGUGUUCCGCCAGGUCUGGUUCGAGUACGUCAGCCUGCUGCCCCGCCCUGACGCCGCCGGCGGCGGCCGACGACGCCGCGCCCGGCGCUCCUGAUCAUCCGACACGAAUGAGCUCAGGUUCUGAGUUCCACGCAGGAGCUGAUUCGAAUGCCCACCGGCAACCGGCAUGUCGUGGUUGGUUCGCAGCUGGUUGUACGUAUUCGCCAAGUUGCGCCGACGGCACGUGCGGCGUGCACUGACUGAAACGCGCGUUCUUGUCCGCGCGCGUGCUUGAGCUCUCGGCGCCGGUGGAUUAAAUAAAGCUCGAGAGGAGAGGGAGAUUCGCCGCCAAAUCGUCUGGUUUUACAGCUGUAGAUUCCAAAAAUCUCCAGUUUCUAGAAUUCAAAAAAUUGUCUGAACCGUGCAUUGCCGCCCUCCUUUUGUUGUUUGCUGUUGCGCUCUGUGCUGGCAUGUUGGCACAGUCACGGGGGCAGCGGCGACGUGAACUCAGCCCUGUUUACUUCACCCUC